Molecule: messenger RNA, 1308 nt
Organism: Marasmius oreades (fairy-ring Marasmius)
Lineage: Eukaryota; Fungi; Basidiomycota; Agaricomycetes; Agaricales; Marasmiaceae
Exons: 21
Coding region: 1-1308 (435 amino acids)
Biological process (GO): carbohydrate metabolic process
Molecular function (GO): hydrolase activity, hydrolyzing O-glycosyl compounds
Source: RefSeq, a predicted model, not a curated record
AUGACACUGUUAGCAGCCCUCCUUGUUUCGUACUUCUCAUUCGUAUCGAAGGCGCCUCCCGUCGAAGCUCUCGACAAUGGAGUGGGCCGACUGCCUUUUAUGGGCUACAAUACAUGGAAUGCCUACCACUGUGAUAUAAACGAGACAGUCAUUCUCGACAACGCCCGCCUCUUAGUUGACCUCGGACUCCGUGAUGUCGGCUUCACCUACAUGAACAUCGACGAUUGCUAUCCUGAGAAGGAACGAAACGCCGCAGGGGAUAUCGUCGUCAAUGCGACGAGAUUCCCGUCCGGAAUGAGAAACGUCACUGAUACGAUACACUCUUUGGGAUUGAAAGCUGGGAUUUACAGCGACUCCGGUUGGUUUACCUGUCAGCUCUACCCAGGUUCAUUCCAGAAUGAGGACAGGGACCUGAAAUUGUUCCGCGAGGAAUGGAAUUUUGACCUUCUGAAGUACGAUAACUGUGCCGUUCCAUUCGACGAAGUUAUCAAAGAAGGGAUGGUCGGCAAAUAUACCCGCAUGGCAAAUGCUAUUGCCGAUCUGGCCAAGUCGACCGGCAGAGAGCCUAUCUUGUUCUCGCUGUGUCAAUGGGGAAGAGAACAACCAUGGUUUUGGGGGAGGCGACUCGGUCAAUCCUGGAGAACGACAGACGACGUGGGAAACGGCUGGAGUGCAAUUACAAGCAUCAUCAAUGAAAAUUCUUUCAUCACCUGGGCUAGUGACUUCUUUGGCCACAAUGACAUGGACAUUCUGGAAGUCGGGAAUGGUGGCUUGAACUUUGAAGAGUCAAAAACUCAUUUUACAGCUUGGAGUCUCAUGAAGUCGCCUCUACUUAUUGGCACGAAUCUUCCGACAGCGACGCAGGAGACUCUGGAAAUAUUCAAGAACACAGAAAUUAUCGCAAUCAAUCAGGAUCCCGUCGUAGGAACGGCUGUUCAGCCCUUCAGAUGGGGACAUAAUCCCGAUUGGACAUUUGAUAGCCUCCAUCCCGCUCAAUACUGGAGUGGUGAAAGCCAGAAUGGGACUGUCUUCAUGCUGAUCAACGUCGAGGACCAACCAGCUGAUAUGUUCUUCAGUCUGACCGAAUCUCCUUGGAUUCGUGCUGGAAGACAAUACUCUGUUCGGGAUCUCUGGACUCAUACUGACAACGGCACUGCUGUGCGCAAUUUCACUGCACAUAACGUACCGGCACACGGUGUGGUAGCUUUGCUGUUGAAAGAUGCAGGAGACGAACCUGCCGGUACUGAACCCCCUUGUGCCCGACCGGAAUGGUGUAUGGAUCAGAAUGGAACGAGGAUUGACCAGUAA